GCCACAAUGAAAACAGAGGUGCCGUUGCAAAGACUGAACAUCACCUCAUCAACUGGGACCUCCACUUCCACCCCGCCCAGCCCCAGACCCAAGGUGGUGGGGCCUGGCAGCAUGAAGGUCAAGGUGCGCCUCUCCGCCACCCGCAAGUUCGUGGUGUCGCUGGGGGAGGACACGCUCGGGGCACUCAAGGAACACAUCAGGCAGUUCGUGCGGGACACCUACCAUGAGGACGUGAGGGAGCCGCUGGCCCUGAGCCUCAAUGGGAAAGAUGCGCUGGCUGGGGGGGACGAUACCCUGCUGGCCUCCCUUGGAGUGGUGCAGGGGGACCUGCUGAGUGUCAUGCAGUCUGAUUCAGGGCCACAGGAGGCUCCCCCCUCAGCCAGGCCCCAGCAUGCAGCCGCAGCUGCAGCCCCCAAGGAGGUGCCCAAGGAGUCCCCCAAGUCUGAGGGUGAGCAGAAGCCCCCCAUUCCUGCCACAGCCAGCCAGCCCCCAGCACAGGCAGAGGGGGGCAGGGCAGCGGGGAGCAGUGGUGGCGAGGGCAGUGCCUGGCGAAGGGAGCUGCUGGUGGAAGCCGUGGAUGGGUGCGCCCCCCCAGCUCUGGAGCAGCUGCUGGGCCAGUGUGGGCCAGCCAGGCUGAGCAGUGCCCUCAACCUGGUGCUGCACCUCACCAUGCUGGAGUGCGGCUUCCAGCUGGACGGGGUGCCGCACCCUCCCCCGGGCUGGGCCGAGACAGUGGUCGUCUUCCCUUACCUCAGCGCCGCCCACCCUGACUUCCGCUGCAAACUGGUGCUGAUGGAUGUGGGCCACGAGAAGCAGGUGAUGGCCAGCUUCCCGGAGCAGGCCGGGGAGGUGAAGCACAGCCUGGUGAUGGAAGACCACCUCAAAGGGUCGACCAGCGGCCAAGUGGCGGCCAAGGACCUGGUGGGGGUGGCCCAGCUGUCCCGGCGACUACGCGAUGCCGUGCUGCUGCCACUACAGGUGGCGGCCCAUCAGGCCCUGGGGGUGCCUGCCCCCUGGCAUUUGGCCGGCCUGCCCCAGGAACUGGUGCUGGCAGUGGCCAUGCGACUGGACUACCGCAGCGUGAUAGCCCUGGCCAACACCUGCCGCCGCCUCAAGACGGUGCUAGCCGACAACAGGCUGUGGCACGACCUGUUCAAGCGGGACUUCGGUCAUGAGGCGGGUAGUGCCGGCGAGGCGGAGUGGCGGGACAGGUACAGGGAGGCUGUGCAGCGCCAGAAGGAACGGGAGAAGCUGCUGAAGGAAGGCACCUUUGUGAUCCCUGGCAUGUACCCCACGGGGCCGUACCUGCCCCCACACCGCCCCGGCCACCCCAACCCCUUCGUGCCCCACCCCUGGGGCCCUGGGCCCUUCCCCCCACAGCCCAACCCCAACCCCUUCAUGGAUCCCGACAGUCCCUACUUCCCGGGGGAGAUCCCCCCAGUGCCGGGGGUGUACCCUGACGUUCCUGACCCCUUGGGACCGCUGGGACCCAUCAGGCCGGGCCACCCUCAUCAGCCCCCCUUCAUGCCUCCUGGCAGGCCCAGGAACCCCAGGGGGCCAAGGUUUGACUUUUUCCUAUGAGUGGCCAGCGGAACGUGUGGCGGCGGUGGCCUGCCAGUGGAGCGGCGCGUGGUCGGUAGCGUCACGCUGCCCUCGUGGGGGGGUGCAGAGAGGCCCUUAAGUUCCUGGCAGGCUGGGAAGAAAGUUGGGUGAAGCACAGCGGGUGUAGCCAACAGGUGUGUCAGCGGCUGUGAUGGAUGGCAGACUGGACCGAGACGUUCCAUUGCUUGCAAAUCAACGAAUCACCACUAAAUUGGCGUGGGCAAGUGCCUUCCCCCAGAGCCUCACACACACACACACACACACGCGCACACACAUGCACACACAUUUUCUCUCUCUCUCUCUCUCUCUCUCUCUCUCUCUCUCUCUCUCUCUCUCUCUCUCUCUCUCUCUCUCUCUCUCUCUCUCUCUCUCUCUCUCUCUCUCUCUCUCUCUCUCUCUCUCUCUCUCUCUCUCUGUCUCUCUCUCUCUCUCUCUCUCUCUCUCUCUCUCUCUCUCUCUCUCUCUCCCCAACCCAGAGGUGUGUGUGAGGCCUGAGGGUCACCUUACUGAAGCUACGUCACCUUGCCCACCUCUCCUGUGACACACGAAGCACCACUGAAACCCUAAGCUAAGAGGCAUCACUGCACAAAAGUUGCAUGUAGCAUGUCAAGGCAGGGAAGGAGGCAAAAACACAACUACAACCCGAGAGAUAAAGACGGAGGAAAUAGAAAAGGGGAAUAAACCAAAUAAUAGAGGAAGUAGAAUUCAAGGAGGUAGUAACUAGUUUAGAACAACAAAGAGAGGAAGUUGAAGUCAAGUAAUUAAAUAUGUACCCUAAUAGAUAAAAUAGGAUAUGGAAGGUGCAUGUAGGAGUGGAGAAAGAUAAAAGGAUAAGCAACCAGCGAGUCGGAUAAAAAAAUGUUGAAGGAAAGUGAGACGACCCAAAUAAAGGAGUGGAAUGAGAGAACAGAAGGUAAAAAAUAAAUGUAAAUGAAUGGAAAGAGAGACGGAGAAAAGGGAGAAGAAAAACCAACGAGUCAGGUCAAAGAAAAUGUAGGAGAGUGGAAUAAGUGAUAAAGUGAAGAAAAUAUAAGAGAUGAAAGAAGAAAGGAAGGAGGAAGAAAGAAAAAGGAGAAUGAUGACCAACAAAUCAGAUCAAAGAAAAUGUUGAGGAAUGAGAAUGAGAAGGAAUGAGAAGAUGCAAGGAUGAUGAGUGGAAUGAAUCAACAAAGUGAAGAAAGGAAGAAAAGGAAGCAAAUUAGAUUGAAGAUGUGAAGGAAAGUGAGCAAAAUAAAUGAAGAUGAAAUAGAGAAAGAAGAAAGAAAAUGUAAAGGAAAGUGAGAAGAUGCAAGGAAGAUGAGUGGAAUGAAUCAACAAAGUGAAGAAAGGAAGAAAAGGAAGCAAAUUAUAUUAAAGAAGAUGUGAAGGAAAGUGAGCGAAAUAAAUGAAGAAGAAAUAGAGAAAGAAGGAAAAAAAGACGAAGAAAGAAAGACAUGUACUAAUUCUUCAACAAUGAGAUAAGGGAAGGAAGGGAAGGAACAAGGGAUGUGGAGGGAAGAGAUGCAACUGUAGACACCACUGAGUUUAUUGCCUUCCAUCUUAGUCAAUCCAUGCACUUGUAAUCACUCCUCCCGACGCUUAUCCCGAGUGACAGUUUCAGUAAUCCCCGCUGUUAAAUGGCAAUGAUCUGUGAUGGUGUGGUAAUCUAUCCCUCACUUCAUUUGCUAAUACAUUAACAUCAAUUACUAGCUUCAGAUCUUUGUCGAUUAAUGCUGACGAACUGUGAUGGUGGUAGUUUCUCCUUUUCUCGUUAGCUAACACAUGCUCAUGUACCUACCAAAGCCUUGCAGUAUUCAGGACAUUACUGUAAAUUCCACAAGGGUGACAUGGGUGUUCGGUGCACCUCUUGGCUCACAAAUUGGCUUUGAAAGUUGAGGGAGUUAUGUGAGGGUAAUGAGACUAAUAUGAAUAGUUUAAACAAUUUAUGGAUGUAUUAUAUAUUUACACUUGUAUUGAUGCAGUUCCUUAGUUGCAUAACGCGCACACACACACACACAUACCUGAAGCUCCCUUGUGCAUUGGUUAGCACACUUGGCACAUAACCAAGUUUCUGGGUUCAAUUCCCAGGUAGAGUGGAGACAGAUGGACAACCUCCAUACACCUGUGCCCCUGUCCACCCAGUAGUGAAUGGGUGCCAGGUGUCAGUUGGGGGUUGUGUCCUGCCUCCCGGGAUGGUGGAUUGGCACCACUAAAAACAAGUAACCCAGUAGUGAAAAACCCAAGGCAUUCAGACCUGGGACUUAGGAGCUUGACUCUUGCAAAAUAUAAACAACUGAACACACACACACACACACACACACACACACACACACACACACACACCUUGUACCAUAGAAAAAAUAUACUCUAGGUGACACACACAUCCCCUAGUCACCAUAUCGAAACUGGCUACUGUCUGUCUCCUCGUCCAUUGGAGGUCCCGUCACAAGCCCCAGUCCCUUGGUGUCACACUGGCUGCUGGUCAUUUACUGUAAUUCUUAAGCUUGUCCUGCGAUGGAGACGUCAGCCAGUCAGACAUUGCUGCCCUGUCAGUGAAUUAGGAUGUGUCUGCCAGUUCAGGUAAAUCGUUUCAAUUCGACACCUCUCCAUCCAAAUUUGACCCUCUCUUUUUGGCCUCUCAUUCUAUAUUAUUUACAGGAGCAGCAGUUAGCAGGCUGUUUUGUGUUGACUUAUUGCUUUUGCUCUGCUUCCUCUGUUGAAAAGAAGAAAAAAAAAGUUCAUAUUGAGAAAAACUAUUGAAAAUUGUCCUCAUAAAACAGAACCCUAGUCAAAAUCUAAACAUAUCACCAUUAGCUCUGAUAACAGCUAUUUUUCUUUUUUCUUUUGACCUGUAUUGCUUCGUAGGUCCUCCUCCCCCUGGCCCUCUCUUCUGCUUGUUCACACACACUGCUUGUCAAUGGCAUUAUAUUAUUUAUCCUCACUAUAAUUUUCAGUUUUUAUGCUUGAAUCACUUAUUUACAUUCCUUUUCCCUGGACUUAUUCAAACAUCCGUGCCUUUUUUUCCAAGCACUGCAUUAUGGUUUGAUUCAACAGUAUUCCUGACCUAAUCUGAGUACUAAUAGGAGAGCUGGACACGAGCUGGCAGACACACACUAACAAGAGGCCGGGGCUUCCAUAGGCGCCUCGGAUGGUUGGUUGACACGACCUUUAGUGUGUGGCCUUGUGUGCGCAUUGCCUACACAUGUGCGCGCUCGAUUCCUGUAUGUAUGUAGGCUAGUGAUGGCCAGUCAGUGCAUCCUAUACCAAGCCUUAUGUACGCAAGGUUUUUACGGCACCAAUAAAGAAAUAGAUUGA
Molecule: messenger RNA, 4896 nt
Organism: Eriocheir sinensis (Chinese mitten crab)
Lineage: Eukaryota; Metazoa; Arthropoda; Malacostraca; Decapoda; Varunidae
Product: F-box only protein 7-like
Exons: 2
Coding region: 7-1581 (524 amino acids)
Biological process (GO): positive regulation of autophagy of mitochondrion; autophagy of mitochondrion
Molecular function (GO): protein kinase binding
Source: RefSeq, a predicted model, not a curated record